AUGUCAUCUUUACAGAACGAAAAGUUCAUUACCGCGAACAGUAACCUUACUCAGUUCGAGCCUUCUGUUCACGGCUUCGUCGGUGUCAACUCCGUCAGUUUAGAGGGUUCUCCUCGCCGUGAUAUCGAAGACCGCUUAAUCCAGACCACGCAAGAAAUCUCUGAGUUUCCAUUUAACCACGACAUGAACUCGGGGAACCAUCUGGGUUUCGGAUGGGUUCAGGCAACGGUUGGAAAUGGGGUACGAAGCAGCUCUGCCACUUCAUACCUAGGGCCUGAGUUCAUAAAUCGAUCGAAUCUCAAUGUGCUCGUCAACACUCGCGCGACUCGAUUACUAAGAGCUAAUCAGUCGCUUACCUUCAGCGAGGUCGAACUCGCUCAGGAUGGUGGUAGUACCUUCCAGACAGUAAUGGCGAGCAAGGAGAUUAUUCUUUCGGCGGGCAGCAUCAUGUCACCCCAUGUUCUUCUCCACUCUGGCAUCGGUGAUUCUGAUGAAUUGGCUGCAGUCGGCAUCGACGUAGUUCAUCAUCUUCCCUCGGUUGGAAAAAACUUAACAGAGCACCCUUUCCUCUGGGACGGCUAUCAGAUAAACUCCAAUGAGACUUUCGACGAGGCUAAUCGAGAUCUGGUGUUGGCUGCGGAGCAACUAAAUGAAUGGACGUUGAACAAAACAGGGCCGCUGGUUGAUUCGCCUCUGGUAAUGAUGGGCUGGCUUCGGGUCAAUGAAAGCGCAGAAAUUUUCGAUCGUUUUGGUGACCCUGCUGCUGGAAACAGCACUGCGCAUUUUGAGCUUUUUUUCAUCAACGGCUUUAUUGGAACCGUCCCACCCACAGGCAACUUCAUGGCCGUUGGCGUUGCUACUGUAUCUCCCGUCUCGCAUGGAGCCGUAACACUCAACUCGUCAAAUCCGUUAGAUAAUCCGGUCAUUGAUUUCCACCUCCUCCAGUUGGAGUUAUACAGGUUCAUAAUGCGAGAAGCUAUCAGGAGCAUUAAAAGACUCUUCUCCGCCCCAGCUUGGGACAGAUUUAUCAUUGCUUCACUGACCAACGCGACAACAGACGAAGAAUUAGACCAGUAUAUUUCCGAGAAAGCUGCCGGACUUUUCCAUCCGGCGGGAAGCGUUGUGAUGUCCGCGAGAGGUGCAAGCUGGGGUGUGUUGGAUCCAGAUCUGAAAGUGAAAGGGGUCAGGGGAUUGUGGGUGGUGGAUUCCAGUAUAUUGGUUUCAACACUAUUGAAAUAG
Messenger RNA from Marasmius oreades (fairy-ring Marasmius), 1239 nucleotides. RefSeq lists its product as uncharacterized. The record is from RefSeq and is a predicted model, not a curated record. Bases 1 to 1239 code for a protein of 412 amino acids. NCBI's taxonomy places the organism in Eukaryota, Fungi, Basidiomycota, Agaricomycetes, Agaricales, Marasmiaceae. The transcript is spliced from 6 exons. Gene Ontology annotation, molecular function: oxidoreductase activity, acting on CH-OH group of donors; flavin adenine dinucleotide binding.